Cydia amplana is the source of this 4673-nucleotide messenger RNA. It is a transcript of the gene SCAP, whose product is annotated as sterol regulatory element-binding protein cleavage-activating protein. NCBI's taxonomy places the organism in Eukaryota, Metazoa, Arthropoda, Insecta, Lepidoptera, Tortricidae. The record is from RefSeq and is a predicted model, not a curated record. The transcript has 22 exons. Gene Ontology annotation, cellular component: endoplasmic reticulum membrane; Golgi membrane; SREBP-SCAP complex. Gene Ontology annotation, biological process: SREBP signaling pathway; regulation of cholesterol biosynthetic process. Gene Ontology annotation, molecular function: protein binding; sterol binding. The coding region runs from base 442 to 4584 and encodes 1380 amino acids.
CAACAUGUCAAAUAUAUUUGGAACUUUUUCCCCUAAACCCGUAAUGUGUUUUAUACAAUUAGCUGUAAGAUUUUGUUAAAAUACUAAAAUAUUUAUUUGCCUCCUUUAAAUUGAAAUAUAUUACGAUACCUCUUGCGAUGUGUUAAUUUAUAAUGGAAUGUUUUGUCGUGAAGUGUCAAUAGUACUGUCAACAUUGCGUGGUCGGUCAAUUGGUGCAAUACAAAACUGUACUAUUCCAAAGAACAAUACUUACAAGGCGGCAUGUAAAUGCAUGAUGCAAACCACAGAAGUAAUUGCCGUCAUUACAUCAAGACAUGCGAUCAUCAUUGAAUUGCACGAUUGUGGAAACCCGACCCCCGAUAAAAAGUUCCCAUUAACCUGGCCCAAUAUUAUUGUGAAGUAUUCUUGAACUACGGCCUCGUGUUCCGUCGAAGGCGCACAAUGGCAGGGAGUACCUUACCUGAGCGUGUAGCACAGAUAUACUACACGUAUGGUUUGUUCUGUUCCUCAAAUCCCAUUGCAGUUAUAGGCUUUGCUCUCUCAAUUGUACUACUUUGUUGUUACCCAUUACUAAAUGUACCCUUACCAGGAAACAUACCAAUAGUUGUCAAUUUGCCAUUACUUGACACUAUGGAAUUAAAUAAAGCAAAUUGCAACACUAACAACUGUCUACCAGAAGAUUCGUCCACAACAUUAGAACUACUGUUUAACGAGACUCAAAAACUACCAUAUGUUUGGGCCAAAGACAAACCCCUACUUUAUGUGCAACAAAUCAUACUCAAAAUAGGUGUAUCACCCUGGAAUAGCAACCUGCGUAUGUGGGAUGCAUUUAGAGCUCCUCUGCAAGAAGUAUUUCGGUUGCUAGAAACUAUAAAAAAUCAUGAAGAUCCUGAAACUAAAGGCAGCCUGUCCCAGUACUGCUACCAAAUAGGAGGCAUCAAGCAGCAAAACAGUAAAGCGAGUUUAGAGCGGGUGCUGCCUGAAUACAGCUGCCUCUUACUCUCUCCCGCUAACUUGUGGCAGCAAAACCUGCAGACAUUCUCAAUGGAUGUCAAUGUUGUUAAUACCGUUCUCUCUUACCAAAACCUCCCAAAGAGCAAAGUGUCCAUCGCAGAGAUGGCAUUCGGGAUGCAGCUGCGGGACUGCGGCAUCAAGCGGUACCCGCUGCGCGCGCGCCCGCGCGUGCUGCAGUACGCCGUGUCCGUGUUCUACCAGCGCCUAGAACCCAGGUUUUUAAAUUCUCUGAAGAGAAAGUUGAGAGCAAUGUACCCCCUGUACCGUGAGCAGCCGUACGCGCACUCGGAGGAGCUGACCCUGGUGUACUACCCGGGCCAGUUCAACUACCGCGAGCUCGUGCCGCUCAUGAUCACCUUCGUCGGGAUAUUCCUCUACGUGUACUUCUCCUUGAGGAAGAUCGAGUACAUACGCUCCAAGCUGGGACUGUCCGCGUGCGCGAUGGUCACCAUCGCCGGCAGCCUCUCCAUGUCUAUGGGAAUAUGCUUCUAUUUCGGCAUCUCGUUGAGCCUCCAAGGCAAAGAGAUCUUUCCUUACCUCGUGAUCAUCGUCGGGCUGGAGAACGUUCUCGUGCUGACCAAGAGCGUGACCUCCACGGACUCGAGGCUCGACGUCAAGAUCCGGCUCGCGCAGGGCCUGAGCAAGGAGGGCUGGUCCAUCACCAAAAAUCUACUCACAGAAAUAACCAUUUUGACUGUGAGCUUCUUUACGUUUGUUCCAUUCAUUCAAGAAUUUUCAAUAUUUAUGAUAGUCAGUUUAAUUUCCGAUUAUUUUGUCCAAAUGGUUUUCUUUGCGACCAUUCUUGGGAUCGACGUUCGGCGCAUGGAAUAUUUUCAGGAUCAAAACAACAAACUUCAUCUUAAAGAGUACUUUAACGCCAACAACGCUCUGAAUUGGCGGUUUGAAAAGACCUACUCGGACGAGAGCAGCAUGUCGCCUCUUAGAAUGACCAAGUCGAAGUCGCACCCGAGGUUGAAUGGUUUGGCGCAAACCAGCCCGACGGAUGUGCUGGCGAAGCGCAAGUCUAGUCCGCAGGCGCAGGACCAGAAGGUGCCGAAGCGGAUCCGCCUGGUGAACAUGUGGGCGAGGACGCGGUUCUUCCAGCGCGCCUUCAUGGUGUGGAUGCUGGUAUGGAUAUCGAUGAUAGUUUACAAUUCGGGUGUAGUCGAUUAUUUUAUAACUAACCUCGAAAAACCGGACGUCAGUAGCGAGACGGACAAAAAGAGUGACGAGAAUUAUCCGCCAAAGCAAUCGCUUAAUGUGUUUUACAAUGACAGCAAUAGGAGCCCGAUUGUGUUUUCGCCGCUUUUGGAAAUGUCGGACCCGGAUAAAAGCGUGGGGAACGCGAACGAUACUAUACUUCUGAAGCAUUCGCCGCACUCCCGUCCGUGGUCGAGAGUGUCGGCGUACCACUGGUCGGCGAUCCUCGGGCAGUACAACGAGUCGGUGGCGGGGCGCGUGGUGGCGGUGCUGCCGCCCGUGCUGGUGUCGCAGCGCGUGUCGCCCGAGCGCGCGGCCGCCGUGCGGCUGCCGGACGAGCGCGACCCGCCGCCGCUGCGCUGGCAGGCGCUCGCCGCCGCGCUCGACCCGCUCGACACGCUGCCCGAGUUCGAGCUAACAGACGGCAAGAGUCAGCAGAAGCAGUGGCGUAAACCGACGGAGCUGCCGAUAUACCCGACCACCCCCAUGGAGAUUCUGCUGCUGGCCAUCCUGUGCACCAUCAGCGUCGCCGUCAUCGCCUACAUGAUGGUCGUGCUCUAUAGGUGCGUCUGUUCCCGCAACUAUGCAGAGUGGCGUGCUUCAUGGAACGCAGACGACGAGUAUCGGAAGAUCAUUGCGAAGCAGCCGGCGGUGCAGCUGGUGACGGAGGCGGUGCCGCUGGUGGUGGCGGGGCACAGCCAGGAGGUGGAGUGCCUGGUGACGGACGGCGAGCAGGUGGUCAGCUCCUGUCUGCAGGGUCAUGUCAAGGUGUGGGACUCGCAGAACGGCGAGAUCCUCACCAGCAUCGACCGCGGCGCGUUUUUUAAAUUACAAAAAGAACUUGCUGACAAAGUGGCGAAGAAAGAUCCUCUGAAUCCUACUCCAGCAUUCCAACAAAUCGUUGCAGCAAAACAAAACGAGCCCGUGCUCUCGCUGCGCAAAGGUCUCAGCAACCACCUGAGCGGGCUGCGGUUCCGCGCCCCGCGCGGCGCCGCAGCCUCCCCCCACCUCACCCCCGCCGAGACCACAAGUUACGACUUCGCCAAAACUUACAGGGAACUGUAUUGCAGCGAUCAGCACGACGACAUAUGCAAUUACGAAGCAAAAGAAAACGUGGACAUUAACAAUUUAUGUAUAGACAAAGACAGUUUAAGUGUAAAUAGUGCGAAAGACAGUGAGAAAAAUAGUUUUGUAUAUAAAAGUAAUGAGUCAGUAAGUGGUUUGCGUAACAGACACAAGGGUAAGUUAGUGAACGGUGGCGCGGAUAACGCUUGGUGUGACGCCGAGCCGGUCAGUGCGGACUGGCGCGCGCGAGCGGCGCGCGACUCGCCUAUAUGGUGCAUGGACUUUUGUAACGACCUGAUCAUAUUAGGAUGUGCGGAUGGAAGACUCGAGUUCUGGGAAGCUAGCUCGGGGAAGUUAAUGUGCUUGUGGUGGGGGCUGGAGCGCGGCGGCGGCGUGACGCACGUGCGCGCGCUGGCGGGCGCGCGGCGCGUGGCGGCGGCGGCGCUCGGCGGCCAGCUCGCGCUGCUGCGCCUGCACGCGUACAACGCCUGCUCGGGCGCGCAGGUCGACUGGCGGUUCAGCACGGCACACAGGCGCACUCAUAAGCGGACGGGGUCGGCGGGGUCGCUGCGCGGCGCGGGCGCGGGCGACCACUCGCCGGCGAGGCUUAGUUUCUCGUACGACUCGGACCUUGGUGAUGGAGACGAAAUAGUAGUUCAACGGAUCGCGCAGUGCCGCCCGCACCAGCAGCCCAUCACCGAGAUGCACUCGGAAGGCGGGCGAAUCCUCACCGGCGGCCAGGAUCACGUGCUCAAGGUAUUCAGCAGUGCAGAGCUGAGUCCGCUGUUCACGCUGCACGGCCACUGCGGGCCCAUCACGAGUUGCUUCAUCGACCACGCCACGCCCACCAUCGCCGGCAGCGGCUCCCAGGACGGCCUGCUCUGCGUAUGGGACCUGCACACUGGAGCGUGCCUGUACAGCAUGCAGGCGCACGACGGCGCGGUGACGUCACUAGCCUACACGGCGUCCUACGUGGUGUCGAGCGGCGCCGACGAGCGCCUCUGCAUCUGGGACCGCUUCCAGGGACACAUGCUCAACUCCAUACACAUUGGCCUGAACUACAUGAGCCGCAUGCUGCCGCUCACACACACGCUGCUCCUGAUGGGCGACCGCAGCGGACUCGCGGCCUACGACCUCAGCACCGGUGACGUCAUACGGCGAGUGCUCUUAGGGCAAAAUGAUGGGUGUAUAUUCGUGAGGCAGAUUCUACCUCUAAAGGACGCCAUCGUGUGCGACUACGCGACGCAGCUGCGCAUCGUGCGCUUCCCGCUCGUGUCGCGCCUCGACGACCUGAAGAGCGACUGAACCACCACACGCCUGGCCGACCACAGAAACACGCCCGAACUAUUCGUUUGACUCUACGUCAAGCGAUUGCGGUUUUUUUGUGGCCAAGG